Molecule: messenger RNA, 1104 nt
Organism: Corylus avellana
Lineage: Eukaryota; Viridiplantae; Streptophyta; Magnoliopsida; Fagales; Betulaceae
Product: ubiquitin-conjugating enzyme E2 7
Source: RefSeq, a predicted model, not a curated record
AUUCAAUCUCUCUUUUUCUCUCUUUGCCUUGGCAAUCGUUGAGCUAAUCAGCUCCCCUCUUUCCUUCUCUCUCUCCUCGGCGCCUUCUAUCUCUCAUGGCUUCCCAGGCGAGUCUCCUCCUUCAAAAGCAGCUCAAAGAUCUUUGCAAGAACCCGGUCGACGGGUUCUCUGCGGGUCUGGUCGAUGAGACCAAUAUCUUUGAAUGGAGCGUAACGAUUAUUGGACCGCCAGAUACUCUUUAUGAGGGGGGUUUUUUCAAUGCCAUUAUGAGCUUUCCAUCCAACUACCCAAACAGCCCUCCGACAGUGAAGUUUACCUCGGAUAUAUGGCAUCCUAACGUUUAUCCCGAUGGCCGUGUUUGUAUAUCAAUUCUUCAUCCUCCUGGGGACGACCCAAAUGGUUAUGAGCUUGCAAGUGAGCGCUGGACACCGGUCCAUACGGUUGAAAGUAUAGUUUUGAGUAUAAUAUCAAUGCUUUCCGGUCCUAAUGACGAAUCCCCUGCAAACGUUGAAGCUGCAAAAAGCUGUUGAACCAAAUGAAGAAAAUGCUAAAGCUUGUCAUACAUUAGGAAGGGCGGAUUAAUGUAGUUGGUUACAAGCAUCUACGGAGGGGACUAACUUCUCAUGAGUUGAUUUUACCCAACAUUUGAUAAAUGUCAUUUAGUGAAUGAAGAAGGAAAUAAAUGGGUUGAUCUCAUGAUUUUACCCUUUCAGAUGGUGUGCUUCUGUAGGUGGUAGAACUCAUCAAAGAGUGCUGUGCUCAUUUAGAGGAUCUUGGAAAUAGAUUUGACAUUUUCUUCAAUGACUUUGGUGGGUAAAAUGUUGUAUCUGACUGGGAUCUGAGUGAGUUGAGUUUGUGCGAGGCAAGAGAGUAUAUAUACAAAGGAUGUACGGAAAAAGUACCUGCUUAUGAUAGAUAAUAUUUAGUGAAUGAAGGAGAAGGAAAGCCUCGACUGAUUUCUUUAGUCAUCUUGAUGAUGUAAGAGAACUUUUAAAAAUUUUAGAGAAAAGCAAGUCCAUGUAAUCAGAUGGUAGACCUAUUAAAGAAUGUUGUACAAUUGCUCAAGAUCCAGAAAUGGUUUGCCCAAGUCGUGGGUUAUGUUAA